UAGCCAUAGUCCGUCUCAGAGAAAUGUCAAUUAAUUCUAACCUUAAAACUCAAGUUCUACGAUUUUUGUUCAAAUUUUUUGAUGAGAGCCUCAGUUUGUUAUAAAAAUGGCAGAAAUUGCGCCUGAUGGCGACAUUAUAGGGAUUAGAAAUCUUUUGUGGGGUUCAGGCGAUAUUAGGGUGGAAAUUUUCAAAAGAUGGAGUCAAGGUUUUUAUUUUAGCGAGAAUGAGAAAAGUGCUUUAGAACAGUCUGAGGGCGGGCCAUGUGCUAUCAUAGCACCUGUACAGGCUUAUAUUUUGAAGAAUUUUUUACUUGAAAAUUCUAGUUUACAAUUUAGAGAAAAUGUUACGCCAGAAAUGCAAAAUUUAUCGCUGGUGAACGCCUUAGUCGAAAUCUUGGGACUGUGUAAUGUACAAAAAUACUACAUGGUAUAUUUAAAUGAUGAUUUUAAUAAAAGUGAUAAAUCUGGUGAUUUAGAAGAAAGUAAUGUAGUUAAAAUUGACCCUGUAGCGUUUCAUAAUAGUUUAGAAGUAGUGGAAAUUCCCACCAUGUUGGAUGUACGAAAGUAUUAUAUGUUACAUAUUAAUAAUCUGAAAAAUCAGUAUGGGAUUUUGCUGUUUUUGUAUUCUGUUAUUUAUACAAGGGGUUUACAACAAGUAAAAUCAGAAUCUGACACAACAGAUCCACUUAUUGAUGAAACUUAUGGUUAUGGUAGUCAAUCAUUAAUAAAUCUCAUGAUUACUGGACGAGCUACAACUUAUGUUUGGGAUCAUGACCAAGAUGUUGGUGGAUUAAGGCUUCAGGGUAUUGAAAGGAAAAGUCAAGUAGGUUUUAUCACAAUCAUGGAACACCUAAGAUACUGCACAGUGGGCAGUUUUUACAAAAACCCUAACCAUCCAGUCUGGGUUUUGGCUUCAGACACACAUUUGACAGUUCUUUUUAGCGAUGACAAAAAACUUGUAGCUCCAGAAACAAAAAGUGAACAAGCUAGAAGAAUAUUCAAAAGUUAUGACCCAGAUGGCAAUAACUUUAUUAAAGGAAAUAUGCUGGGCGAGGUUUUGCAAGAACUGGAAUUGGUCAGUGAAAAAGAAUAUGUGGAAAUAAUGAGAAAAAAAUUGGAUGAAGAAUGUUUAGGAAUAAUUUUACUUGACGCUUUUAUGCAAGAAUUUUUCCCCAAAGAAGAAACCAGUACCCCUGAUAUGUUUACAUUAGUACAUUACAAUGGUUUAGCUCAAAGUAACAUUAGUGGACUGGUUCAGUACCAUGUUGGAUCCGCCAUUUUGCUGGAAUCCGACCUGAAGUCCAUAUGCGAGUCCAACCCAAUGUUGACAGUGUUGCAAACCAAAUGGCCAAACAUUGAAGUGAACUGGUGUAAUAACAUCACCCCGUCUCUAAAUUAGUAUAUUUUAUAUGAAUUUUUGUCUCUUCUUUUUAUGUUAUUUUAGUAUUUUUUUUAAAUAAAAAUAUGAUGAUUAUCACAAUUAUAUAUGAAUUAUUAAGUGCAGGGCCUAAAACUACCAAAUAUCAAUGAUUUUUUGAAUAAAUCAUGUGAUAGUUAUUGAGCAUUUAACUAAUUUUUACCAUAUUUU
This is a messenger RNA of Brassicogethes aeneus, 1588 nucleotides long. The record is from the annotation of a GenBank genome assembly. Lineage: Eukaryota; Metazoa; Arthropoda; Insecta; Coleoptera; Nitidulidae.